Aspergillus tubingensis is the source of this 690-nucleotide messenger RNA. RefSeq lists its product as uncharacterized. NCBI's taxonomy places the organism in Eukaryota, Fungi, Ascomycota, Eurotiomycetes, Eurotiales, Aspergillaceae. The record is from RefSeq and is a predicted model, not a curated record. Bases 1 to 690 code for a protein of 229 amino acids. The transcript has a single exon.
AUGCCCUCCUUCCUCUCUGUUUCAUCCUUUGUGCUCGCUGCUUCCCUCAGCACCAUCACAUAUUUGACUUUCCUCCACCGUUGUCUCAAAAACCGAAUACACCACGAGACGCAUUGCGGUACACUCUCCAAAUCGGUUUCUUCCACCAUAUCCACGAUACCCUCCGAAGUCUACACACCAGAAUACUAUGCUCUCCACGAUCGAGCUAACCGCCGGGUGCCUCGCCAACUGCUUCCCCGCCAGAAAGACGCUGAAAUCCUGACCAUUCUCUUGCGUCGCAACAUGACAGCCUUCGCUCACUUUCCUCAGUGCUAUAUGCUGUGGCUGAUCAGCCCAGCCACACAACGCCCAACGUUCCAUACGUCACAUAUUGACUCGCUGGAUUUCAACAAGGGCGAUGUUAUCUGCGGAAUCUACCGUGUCCUAGACCGAACCGCGAACAAAGUCGAGUUCGGAAUGACCUACAAAGGGGUGGAUGGGCGAUUGGUGAUCCGAUUUUGGGAUGAGGACAAGGACGUUGUUUUCGCCAGUGAAACUGCAAUGUGGACAAAGGCGGAUGAAACAGAGCGCACCACAAUGCCACUUGAAAACCCAGUGCUUCGGUUCUUUCAUGAACUGGCCGCAUGGUGGCUGUUAGAUUCCGGAGUCAAAUAUCUGACGGACUUGGAUGCAGAAUUGGAGGAUGAUUGA